AUGACCGAAGAGCAAAUACCGAACAGUUUAUUCGACCUGCAAUACCAGCAAAGAUACAAGAUUCAGAGAAUGGGCUUUGGUCUGUCCAUGCCACUACAGGGCAGGCCGAUUGCAGAAGAUGGAAUGUAUCAUUUUUGGCACUUUUUUAGAAGCUUGCCUUUUAUCAAGCAAUCAAUCCAGAAAAAAAUUGACAGUUCAUCUAGAGAGAUUGAAAGCCAGUUGCAGAAAGGAUUGGAGAAUAAAGUUUUUAUUAAAAAUAUGCCAGAAAAGAAAUGGUCUAAAGAGGAUAUUAUGAAAGAACUGAACCAGUAUCUCGGUUUUGGAGAUUUUGCCUGGAAUGAAGGCUAUGUCUCUGGUGCAGUUUAUUCUGGAAACGACAAGGAGCUUUAUAAUUUGAUGAAGGAAGUAUAUGGGGCAACUUCCUACACAAAUCCUCUUCAUCCAGACGUGUUCCCUGGCAUACGAGUUAUGGAAGCUGAAAUAGUCCACAUGGUGGCUUCUCUGUUCCAUGCACCCAAAGCCAUUGGUACUGUUACCAGUGGAGGUACAGAAAGCAUCUUUCUAGUGUGCAAAGCCUAUCGUGAUUUUGCAAGGUUUGAAAAAGGAAUUAAAAGUCCUAAUAUGGUAAUACCUGUUACAGCUCAUGCAGCUUUUGAUAAGGCUGCUCAUAUGUUGAAAAUUCAAGUGAAGCAUGUUAAGUUUGAUCCUAAAACUACCAAAGUUGACAUCAGGGCCAUGAAAAAAGCUAUUGAUAGUAGUACUUGUAUGCUUGUUGGAUCAGCACCUGCCUUUCCUCAUGGAAGUAUUGAUUGUAUAGAAGAAAUUGGAAAACUGGGUUGUCAGAAUAAAAUCCCAGUUCAUGUGGAUGCUUGCCUUGGAGGAUUUUUGAUACCUUUCAUGGAAGAGGCCGGACAUUCUGUACCCCCCUUUGAUUUUAGGCUGCCUGGAGUCACAAGCAUAUCUAUUGACACUCACAAGUAUGCGUAUGCACCCAAAGGUUCAUCUGUCAUCUUGUACAGAGAAAAAAUCCAUCGUCAUUACCAGUUUUCUGUUCAACCUGAUUGGCCUGGUGGCAUUUAUGGUACUCCAAAUCUUGGAGGAAGUCGUUCAGGUGGAGUCAUAGCAACAUGUUGGUCUGCUCUGUUAUUUCAUGGCAAAGAAGCAUAUGUUGAAUGUACUAAAAAAAUAAUUGAUGUCACGAAGUACAUUGAAGAUGGCCUAAGGAAAAUUCCUCAUAUUCAUAUAAUUGGUAAACCAGAGGUGAGUGUCAUUGCCAUCGGCACGCAGUACUUUGAUAUCUAUCGCCUGAGUGGUGCCCUUACCCACAAAGGUUGGAAUUUGAAUGCGCUGCAGUUUCCCUCUGGGUUUCACCUGUGUGUUACUCAACAACAUACGAAAGAAGGCGUUGCCGAUAAGUUUUUGAAAGAUGUUCAAGACUGCACUGAGGAAAUUAUGAAACAGCCCAACUUACCCACCACUGGAACAGCAGCUAUAUAUGGGAUGGCUCAACAAAUUCCAGAUAGAUCUGUGGUAUCUGAACUGGUUUGGACUUAUCUGGAUGCUUGCUACAGUAUCAAAACCGACUCUUGAACACAUAUUAAUCUAAUACAAAGUGAAGAUCUGAAUUAUACCUACCAUCUUAUUUUUACUCUGUUUUAGAUUCUGAAAUAAUUUUAGUUUUAUAAAAUAUGUUAUUUGAAUUUAUAAGGCAUAAAUUAUUUUUUUAUUAUUUUAAAGAAUUGAAGCAUUUGUCUUUUCACUUGCUAAAUUUUUUUUAUUUUUUAAACUAAAGUUUUAUCUUAAAUGCACAAAAGAAAUUUUUGUUUCAAUGUAAUUAUUCAUUUUGUAUUGAUAGAUUAAGUUUUGUUAUUCACUAUAUUUUUCUUCACAUUUUUGUACUCAAUAAUUCAGAAUUCAUAUCAUAUCAAGUAAGUGACAUCCAUGUAUUUUGUGGAAAAUGUACAAAGUUAUUUUUACAAGAAUGACAAUUUCAUGAAAAGCUUAAAUCUUAAGGCAUGAAAUUUCUAUAUACAGUGCACAGAUCUGUUGCCAAAGUCGUAAAGAAUUAGUUCUUCAAUACGUAGAAUAAAUAAACAUAAUCAUGGGGGUGGGGGGGGAUUUAAAUAAUGCACUCACAUGCUCUUACAUUCACUUUUAAGGAUUUAAAACAACUCUUUUCAUUUUGAUCGCUAAUUUAAGGUUUUGAACAUUUUAUUUCGGCAUUUAAGACAUCUUUUAACUUUUUGGUGAACAAAAAAAAAAAAAAAAAAAAAUUACCAGACAUCCAAACUAAACUCAUUUCUCAUCAUAGUGAAGGGGGGGGGAGGAGAUCUUAGUUGAACAGUCUACAUUGAAGGCAUUAGUUUCUGAAUUGCAAAGGAAAGACCGUUAAAAAAACUUAAUGUCCAUAUCUUCAAAAGAAUCCUACUCAGUGACUAUGCCUAGAAAAAGCACCUAUGCUGAAAUGAACUGUCCCUGCUUUUGCUGCAUGUCUUUAAAUGUGAUAAGAUAUUUUGCGUUCAAAAGCUAGAAAUUUAGAUUGAAUAUACAAUUUUAGACUUUCAAACAAAUUAACUAGCUGCCCAGUGGUGCAGCCAGGGCAGUGGUUUUAGGAUCAAAACCACUCUCAAAACUUGAACACAUUCAUCACCCAAUACAAAUCAGGGGAAAAAGACAAUAUUUAAACUUUCCUAAGCGGGAUAGGUUUUAACAAAAUAUCUUACUGUUUUUUUAUAAGGUUAAGGUAAAGCAAAUGAUAAAUAUACUGGGCUUUUCUCCCAUUUCAAAGUCAUAGCGAUAUGAAUAUGAAUUAAUAAUUAUUUUUCAGCAAGUGUUAUAAAUGAAUGAUUGGUAAGCCAUAGAAACUCUUUGACUAAAUAUAUUGAACAUUUUAUCAUUAUAAAUGCAAACAAAGAAAGCAACAAUUUUUGAUUUUGAAAACCCUUCCCAGAAAUUUUUUCUGGCUGCACCACUGUUGCUUUCAUGUUUAAUUGUUGUUGUUUUCUAUAAUGCUAAAAAGUAUUUGUCAAUAUAUUUUUUAAUGCUUCCAACUGCAACAUAAAAUACGUUUUUCAUUAACAUUUUAUAUGAUUUCCUCGUUUUUCAUAGUCAGCAGUAAAUACUAACUGUGCAGUUUAGCAAUCCAGACUUUGAGGAGUAACAUAUAUAAUUCAGUAUUAUAUUAUUCCUGAUAAAAUUGUCUGCUAAUUGCUUGAGUAUGGAUUUUGUAUAGCUUGUAGUCGUGCAAUUUUUACUGAAUUCUACAGGUUUAGUUUGAAAAUGUUUCCUUAUUUAAAAAUAUCUGCCGACACUAAUCACAAAGUUAAUUGCUAUUGUUAUUAAAAAUUAAAUUUUUUUCCAAUCUUUUGUGAUAAUUAAAAGUGACUCACAUUUGUCUUAAAAUAAAAUACAUGUGCAGUGUUGUGCAUAUAAUGUCACACACACAUGCACAACCAUUAGUUAAUAUAAAAAGUAGGUUUUGAUGAAAAUGCAACUCUACUGGAAUCUCUGCCAUACUUUCAAAUCAAGGAACGUAUGUUAAUCUUGAAAAAGAGGGACAGGACCAUUAUUUCAAAACUUUCCAGUGUGUAUGUGUGGGGGGGGGGGGCUAUGUACUAGUGUAUUCAAUUCAUACGAAUGACCCCCUCCCCCAAAAAUGCACACACAUACAUAAAUUCAUCCUAUUUCUCAAAGGGAGAAUUCCUUUCUAUCCCAUGAAAUGAUGUAUCUGAAUAGUGAUAUUUGAUUGUCUUAGUUUCUGUAAAAUAUAAAAAAAAAGAAAGUAAAUAGUUUUCGCCGUAAAAUCAAGGCUGUAAUUUGAAGUAAGCUCCUUCAGUAUUGAAAUCUAAGUGAUCAGAGAAAUUAUUACCUUACUGGCUUUAUAGGGGAGAACACAAUGACCAAUUUCAUCUGUAAAUAUUUAUAUGCUUUCAAGUUCACAUCAUUCUUCUGAAUACGCUAUUUAUUUAUUAAGUGAAUGAAAUUAAAAAUCUUGUAGCGUUGAAUUCAAAGUUUUACUAUUAUGUGUUUACACUUCAUAAUUGUCUGUAUUUCUAAAUAAUAUGACGUUACAUAACAUACUAUGCUUUUAUUGUCUGAUGAAUGCAAUGGCCCUAAUUCAAUUGUAUAUAUUUUGUUUUCAAGUUUAUUAUUCUGAAGAAUAUUUUCUAACUUAUGCUUAACAUUAUUUAUUAAGGUGAAUGAAAUCAAAAUCUUGUGGCAUUAAAUUGCAAUGUUUUACUAUUAUCUAUUUACACUUUAUAAUUCUGUAUAUGUUUAUCAAUAAGAAAAAUUUGCA
Molecule: messenger RNA, 4297 nt
Organism: Uloborus diversus
Lineage: Eukaryota; Metazoa; Arthropoda; Arachnida; Araneae; Uloboridae
Gene: Sply
Product: sphingosine-1-phosphate lyase-like
Exons: 12
Coding region: 1-1590 (529 amino acids)
Biological process (GO): carboxylic acid metabolic process; sphingolipid catabolic process
Cellular component (GO): endoplasmic reticulum
Molecular function (GO): sphinganine-1-phosphate aldolase activity; pyridoxal phosphate binding
Source: RefSeq, a predicted model, not a curated record